Apaloderma vittatum (bar-tailed trogon) is the source of this 1986-nucleotide messenger RNA. It is a transcript of the gene PPARGC1B, whose product is annotated as peroxisome proliferator-activated receptor gamma, coactivator 1 beta. The transcript has 13 exons. The annotation marks the transcript as partial. Gene Ontology annotation, biological process: positive regulation of transcription by RNA polymerase II. NCBI's taxonomy places the organism in Eukaryota, Metazoa, Chordata, Aves, Trogoniformes, Trogonidae. The record is from RefSeq and is a predicted model, not a curated record. Gene Ontology annotation, cellular component: nucleus. Gene Ontology annotation, molecular function: RNA binding; transcription factor binding.
CUGAAGAAGUUGCUCCUCUCUCCAUCGCACGUGCCUCCGAGCUGCGAGGCUCAGCGGGACGGGAGCGCCCGGCGCCCGGGGACCCCUAAGUCACGACCCUCACGGCCCUGCACAAAGACCAACCCCUCCCAGACACCUGAGGAGUGUCCCAGCAGCCACCACCACUCAUCUCCUGGCAACUGUGCCCAUCAUGAGGAUGACAGUGACUCCAGCGAGGACUCGUUGAGCUCUGGCGACUCGCGAGGACUCGUUGAGCUCUGGCGACUCGGUGACUCAGCAGAGGAUGGCUCCGGCAGCCAGUUCUCCUGCGAGGGGGAGAUGCACUCGGUGGUGGAGCUCAUCCGCUACAUGCACACCUAUUGCCUGCCGCCACGGAAGCUGCCCACGUGUGAUGCCACCCACCCCAAGCCCCAGCCCUGCAGCAGCCCCUUCAAGAGAGCCAAACCGGACUGCCCCACACAGCCAGGCCAUGCUGGCAACACCCAGAACCGGCCAGGCUGUGCCUGGCAGGCAGUCAGCACCUGCAAGAAGCCCGGAGCAUCCUUCUCCAUCCUGAAGGAACUGCUGGCACGAGACCUGCUGUGUGAUGUGAGCAAGCCAUACCGCCUGGGCAAGCCCGUGUACGCCACCCUGGCCCGGCCGCCCGCCACAGGGAAAGUGACCCGCAAGCAGGAGAGCACCGUUUACGCUGUUCGCCGGUCCAAGAGACUCAACCCAGAGCUGGGCCACUGGCUCUCCUUCCUUGACGAGCCACCUGCUGAGCCCUCCGUUCCUCAGGAGGUCAGGGACAGCCAAACACCCAGGUGUCUCACGCUGUCCUUGGCACAAACUGACCCAUCCUUCGGGAAGAGAAACUUUGAGCCAAUGCUGACUGUGGAGCUGUGUGGGACAGCAGACAUCCCACAGGAGCCGGGGAAGGAGGACGGGAUGACACCCAGCCCCGGGGGUGCAGGGGACACGGCAGGCUCCCGCAAAGCCCCCAGGAAGCACCCUGAGAGGACAGAGCUCUUCGCCCACCUGAGCCGAGCCGCUGGGCGCCCACCGCUCACCGAACAGCAGGGCGUGCUCAAGCGACCCUUCUCCCGCUCCUUUGGGGACCACGACUACUGCCAGGUGCUGAAGCCCGAGGCCAGCCUGCAGAGGAAGGUGCUCAAGUCGUGGGAGCCCCCGGGCCAGGUGGAGAUGGAGCACAAGAGAAGGGUCCCGGCUGCCCACUACCAGGGACUGGACCUCUGCAGCAAGGAGGCGGGUGGCGAGAUGUUGUGGAAGGACGGUGUCAAGCAGCUGAGAGACCAGGAGAUCAGAGCCAGCUUAACAAAGCACUUUGGCUUUCUGGACAGUGCUCUCGAUGACGAGGACAUGAUCUUCUGCAAGACCCCUGAGUAUGACACCGUGUUUGAAGACAGCUGCAGUGAGAGCGGCUCCCCCGUGGAGGAGGAGGAGGAGGAGGAAGAGGAGUCCCGCAGCAGGGCCAGCGGGUCUUCGUGCUGCCGGUCCCGAUCACCCGCAAGCAGACGUACCUUCAGGUGUGAGAACAGCGAGCAGUGUCAGGGCAGGAGCAGGCACCGGGGCCAGCUGGAGAAGAGGCGGGAAAAGGCCAUCGGGGAAGGCCGGGUGGUGUAUAUCAGAAACCUCUCCAGCAGCAUGAGCUCCAGUGAACUGAAGAAACGCUUCGAAGUCUUUGGUGAAAUCGUGGAAUGUCAGGUCCUGUCCAGGACUAACAGGGGGGAUAAAUACGGCUUCAUCACCUACCGAUAUUCAGAGCAUGCCGCCUUAUCUCUGAAGAAUGGCACCUCGCUAAGGAAGAGGAAUGAGCCUUCAUUCCAGCUCAGCUCUGGUGGCCUCGGGCACUUCUUCUGGACCAGAUACACUGACUUGGAUUGCAGCGCAGAGGAGUCCUCCUCAGCUCCAGUGAAAAGCAAGUAUGAGACCAUGGAUUUCGACAGCUUGCUGCAGGAGGCCCAGCUAAGCCUGCAUCGUGUGUGA